AUGAGAUUCUCCUACAUUUUAGCUUCUGGUUUAUUUGCUUUAUCCACACAAGCUGCAGCUAUUCAACCUGAAGAAGUUGAAAAAAGAGCUGCUGUUGGUGUUGCUGCUCAUAUUGCUACUGAUAUCUUACAUUUAGUUGGUUUAGCCGUAGGUGUUGAUGUUAAUAUUAGAUUCAAGAGAGAAGAUGUUGAAAAAAGAGCUGAUGAAGAAGUUGUUAAUGCUUUAGCUGCUGAUAUUGUCAAAUUAUCUGGACUUGAAUCAGCUUCUGAUGCAACUAAUGCUUUAGCUGUUGACAUCUUACGUUUGUCCGGCCUUGAUGCUACUACUGCUGCAGCUGAAAAAAGAGAAGAAAUCUCUGUAGCAAAGAGAGGUCUUGUUAAUGUGUCCAGUGCUCUUUGUCUUAAUAUCUUGCAAUUAAUUGGUCUUUCAAUUGGUGUUAACGUUAAUGUUGGUAAAAGAGAUACCGUUGAUGUCAACUCUGAUGAAGUUGUUGAUGUUUUGAAAUUGAUUCAAUCUCAAUUAACUGCUGAAUCUGCUGAAAAAUUAAAAAGGAGAGGUAUUGAUAUUAGUCAAUUAGCUCAAGAUCUUCCAAUUAUUGCUUCUGGUGUUAUCACUGCCGUUGAUGCUAUUGCUGACGGUGCUCUUGCCGCUUUGGUUUAA
This is a messenger RNA of Candida tropicalis MYA-3404, 660 nucleotides long. RefSeq lists its product as uncharacterized. Lineage: Eukaryota; Fungi; Ascomycota; Pichiomycetes; Serinales; Debaryomycetaceae. Bases 1 to 660 code for a protein of 219 amino acids. The record is from RefSeq and is a predicted model, not a curated record. The transcript has a single exon.